GAUCUAAUCACGUAACAGACGGCCAUAAACUUAGGCGCAAUGGCGAAGAGGACAGACCGCUAUAUACCGUUCCUAUUAAACAGAAUUCUAGUCAAAAUCAAGGGGUCACAAGAGUUUGAUCCGCAAAUUGAGUCACAACUUAAGAACAAACAUGAACUCAACAAACAGUUGAACGAGUCGUUCAAAAAUAUAUCCAUCAAUAAAGAGUAUCUGCAAAAACCAUUGAAACGAGUGGAGUCUAACUUAGAGUCGGACACCGUUAGCAUUCAGAGUCAGAUGAGCUUUCAGGACGAGUUGUCCGCUACCAUCAAAAGCAGGAAAAGUGUGGCCAAAACCUCUGUCAUUAAGUCAGAUGGAAAUAAAGAUAAGGAAAUGAACGGUGAGACUAAAAGUGAGGAUAAGAAAAAAGAUGAUAAAAAUAAAGAGUUAAAUCUGGCGAUGAUGGUCGAGCACUUACACCGCAAAAACUUUCACCCCAGACUUAUCUCCAAA
Messenger RNA from Oppiella nova, 492 nucleotides. Lineage: Eukaryota; Metazoa; Arthropoda; Arachnida; Sarcoptiformes; Oppiidae. The record is from the annotation of a GenBank genome assembly.